AUGUACGCAAAUGAUCUUCAACAAAUAUGUACCCCACUCUCUUCACCGUAUGGCGAGAUCUCAGGUAGUAACGGAAAGCAAGAUGAUUUCAAAAAGAAAAGAGAUGAAAGUAAGAAGCAACGAAGAAAUCGAACGACAUUUACAACUUAUCAACUUCACGAGCUAGAACAAUCAUUUGAAAGAUGCCAUUAUCCAGAUGUAUAUGCCAGAGAAGCUUUAGCUGCCAAAGUUAAACUACCAGAAGUUCGCGUACAGGUUUGGUUCCAAAACCGUAGGGCAAAACACAGAAGACAAGAGAAGCAGGAAGGAAAUGCUAUAGCUGAUCUUCGGCCUCCAUCCACGCAAAUUCCAUCAUGGUCAUGGAUGAGUUCGAACAAUCUCAGUCAUCAGAAUGCCGCAGCUGUCAACAACAAUCAACAUAUAAAUCCCAACUAUGUCAUUUCGGAUGAACUGUUCAGUUCAUUUUCCACAUUCGAUCAGAAACAAACAUUCAUUCCCGACAUGAAACAGCCACAGUCAUUUUUCUCUUGCAUACAAACUGGUGCAGCCACGGGAUCUUACCCGAACGCUUUCCCUCCUUCUGGGAUAGGAUCGGCAUUGAGUAAUAUGGGAAACAAAGGUCUCGCACCUAUGCAUCUCCCUUCUUCAGGUUCAGCUAACGGAAUUUCAUUGGGUGGAUUUCCGUUAUCAUCUCAGUCAUUAGAAAUGGAGAAAUCGUCUCUCUUACAGGAGAAUUUCGUAAGGUUGCCGUGA
This is a messenger RNA of Auanema sp. JU1783, 753 nucleotides long. NCBI's taxonomy places the organism in Eukaryota, Metazoa, Nematoda, Chromadorea, Rhabditida, Rhabditidae. The record is from the annotation of a GenBank genome assembly.